GCGUACAGCGAGGAGCGAGCUCAUACUGAUACGCGCAGAGUGCUCGCGCUGUGUGGGACGCUCAAGAGUGAGACGCUUCAGUGUCUGUGCGAUGCUUUGGGACUCUCCGGCGGAUAUCCAGAAAAGCAACACCUUUUGACAAAUUUAAAUUUAAAUUAGAGGAGAAAGUCAAAGUUAGGAGAAAAUAUUUAUUAACAAAAGCUGCCUAGUGAAAAACUGACAGUUCUGGGCGCUGACAGACCGCUGUGCCUGAUAUUGGACCGUUAAUUUAUAGCAAUCGCAGGACUGAGCUGCCAAGAUAACGUUACCAGUCAAGAACUUUUACACCACCACGAAAGUGAUUCUUUCUCUCUUUAAGAAGUUUACUCCACAAUUUUUUCAACAUGUUCAGCUGGGCGAACAAGGACGGGAAGAAAAAGGAUCCCGAACUGUUUCAGACUGUUUCUGACGGGCUGAAGCGACUCUACCGGACCAAAUUAUUUCCUUUGGAAGACACGUAUCGCUUCCACGACUUUCAUUCCCCGGCUCUGGAAGACGCUGAUUUCGAUAACAAGCCCAUGGUACUUUUAGUGGGCCAGUACUCUACGGGAAAAACCACUUUUAUUCGGCAUCUCAUGGAGCAGGAUUUCCCCGGAAUGCGCAUAGGCCCAGAACCGACCACCGACUCAUUCAUUGCUGUGAUGCAUGGGGACCAGGAGGGGCUCGUCCCGGGCAACGCUUUAGUGGUUGACCCGAAAAAACCUUUCCGCAAACUCAAUGCCUUUGGAAACGCCUUUCUGAAUAGGUUUGUAUGUGCACAGAUGCCAAAUCCAGUGUUGGAGAGCAUCAGCAUCAUAGAUACUCCUGGUAUUCUGUCCGGAGAGAAGCAAAGAAUCAGCCGAGGUUACGAUUUCGCAGCGGUGCUCGAAUGGUUUGCUGAACGAGUGGACCGCAUCAUUCUUCUCUUUGAUGCUCACAAGCUGGACAUCUCAGAUGAGUUCUCCGAGGUGAUCCGUGCCCUGAAAAACCACGAGGACAAGAUGAGAGUGGUGCUCAACAAAGCAGACCAGAUCGGCACACAGCAGCUCAUGAGGGUGUACGGCGCCCUCAUGUGGUCACUUGGUAAAAUCGUCAACACCCCAGAAGUCAUCAGAGUAUACAUCGGCUCAUUCUGGGCUCAGCCACUGCUGGUUCCAGAUAACAGGAAACUUUUUGAGGCAGAGGAGCAGGAUCUUUUCCGUGACAUCCAAGGACUUCCUCGUAACGCAGCGCUGCGCAAGCUGAAUGAUCUUAUCAAACGGGCACGUCUAGCAAAGGUUCAUGCCUACAUCAUCAGUGCUUUGAAGAAAGAAAUGCCAAACAUGUUUGGGAAAGAGAAUAAGAAAAAGGAACUCAUCAGUAACCUGGGUGAAAUCUACGCAAAGAUUGAAAAAGAGUAUCAGAUCUCUCCGGGUGAUUUCCCCAAACUCGCUAAAAUGCAGGAAAUCCUUGCUGGUCAGGACUUUACUAAGUUUCAGUCAGUAAAGCCUAAGCUAAUGGAAGCAGUGGAGGACAUGCUGGCCAACGACAUUGCCAAACUUAUGACCCUCGUUCGGCAGGAGGAGGCUGCCAUGCCCAGUCAGUCUGUCCAGGGCGGGGCCUUUGACGGCACCAUGAACGGACCUUUCGGUCACGGCUAUGGAGAGGGAGCCGGUGAGGGCAUCGAUGAGCUGGAGUGGAUCGUGGCCAAAGACAAACCAACUUACGAUGAGAUCUUCUACACUCUGUCACCUGUCAAUGGAAAGGUCUCGGGUGCCAUGGCCAAGAAGGAGAUGGUAAAAUCCAAGCUGCCCAACACUGUUCUAGGAAAAAUCUGGAAGCUUGCUGACGUGGAUCAGGACGGCUUCCUGGAUGAUGAGGAGUUUGCUCUGGCUAACCAUCUUAUCAAGGUUAAACUGGAAGGUCAUGAGUUACCAGCUGACCUUCCUGAACACCUUGUGCCUCCUUCUAAACGAGGACUGUAAAGAAUUUAGGGGAGAAAUGUUAUUGAGCCAGAAUAAAGAGAGGUAAUGGAUAUGGGUAGAAGAGGGGUCUAUAAAUUAAAAAAAUAUAUAACAAAAUUUAUGAUGUAAUUAAACAGUAUAUGUUAACUGUGAAAAUCUUUUAAACUUUUCAUCACUACAGUUUUUCAUAGUUAUUUUCACAUUAUGUUCUUUGUCUUUGGUAGCAACUUAAUCAAAAUUAAGGAAUUAGCAUUCUGUCAUUGUGUAUCUUAAAGACUAAAUGUAGCCAAAUUCUCUUUACAAUGGCAAGCUGGCAGGAAGAUGACCAAACAUUGUCAAGGCUGUAUUUACAAGCUUUUAGAGGUCAGAUAGUUUGUCAAAGUUAAAUAUGAAAUUUUCAUUUAAUUGUUCCAUAUCAUACAUUGAUGCUUUUCUUUUUGACUACUUAAUUUCUGUUGUUUAAUGUCAUACUUAGAAAAAUGAUUUAAUGUUUAAAUUCAUUUAAUUACAUGAUGGUCCAUGUCAUCUCCUCACUUAGUAUCAGAAUCUUUCCUCAUAGUUUUUCUUUCCAUCUGAUUUAUUCUUAAUUUGCUUUAAAUAAUGAUCUAUACAUCUUGUAUUGUUGUUUCAUCGACUUUAGAUUUUGUUUAAUUGGCCAUUAAACGUGAGCUGCUUUUCUUUCCAUUAAUCUUUUCUCAUCUUUAGAUAAAUCAGAUACUUGACUUUAAAUUUAUACCUUCAACUGAACAAGAUUGUCUACAAUAUGUAUAGUUUUGGGUUUUACUCAAUAAUUUGACCUUGUACACAUACAUGCAUUACAUACAGUUUUGUUUGUUUCUGAAUAUUUUUUCAUUAAUAUUGUGUCAUAUGUCAUGGUGUUGCCAAUUAUAACUAUUCAGAACAAGAACAAAUACGAGUUAGGGACACUAACCCAAAUGAUAAGAGUCCAUUUGCAACAUUUGUGUGUAAGUGAUGUAUUGUAAAUAGCACUACUCACAUCAGUAUUUGUGCUUGUUCAGUGCUUAACUUUGCUAAUAUGGAAAGCUCUAUACACUCCCUCUAUAAAUGUUGUUCAUAAGUAUAUUUUGCAAUAAAAAGUUACAACAA
Messenger RNA from Paramisgurnus dabryanus, 3068 nucleotides. It is a transcript of the gene ehd1b, whose product is annotated as EH-domain containing 1b. NCBI's taxonomy places the organism in Eukaryota, Metazoa, Chordata, Actinopteri, Cypriniformes, Cobitidae. Gene Ontology annotation, biological process: endocytosis; endosomal transport. Gene Ontology annotation, molecular function: protein binding; GTP binding; calcium ion binding. The record is from RefSeq and is a predicted model, not a curated record. Gene Ontology annotation, cellular component: cytoplasm; plasma membrane.